CAAGACGGGCUCAGAACGCGUGGCGCAGCAGUGCAAGGAGAACAUCUACGCCAUCCAGACCCUGCGGGACUUCCAGUUCGUCGACCGCGAGGGGCAGGACCAGGGCAUCCACGUGCGCGAACGGGCCAAGCAGCUGGUCUCCCUGAUCCGGGACGAGGAGCGGCUGCGGCAAGAGCGCGCCCAGGCCCACAAGACCCGGGAGCGCAUGGCGGGCACCAGCCUGGGCUAUGGGUCCAUGCCACCCCCGUACCCAGGCCGUCGCACCAGUCAGCCGAGCAUGGGAGCCCUAUACGGGGAGGAGCACGCCAGGCCCCGAGGGUCCCAGUCUAACUUCAAUUCCCCGGAUCUGGAGCAGGCGCGGCCGCAGACCAGCGGGGAGGAGGAGCUGCAGCUGCAGCUGGCCCUGGCCAUGAGCCGAGAAGAGACAGAGAAGCCGCCUCCUCCGGCUGUGGAUAUCGAUGAGCAGACACAGCUCCAGAUUGCCAUGAGUCUCAGCAAGGAGGAGGCCAUGAAGCCACGCCCACCCCCACCUGUGGCCUUGGAUAUGGAUGAAGAGACCCAGCUCCAGAUUGCCCUGAGCCUGAGCAAAGAGGAGCACCAGCAGGAUCAACAAUGUCGCCAGGGAGAUGAGUCGAUGCUCCAAAAAGCUCUUGAGGAGAGUAAACGAGAGCUGGAGGCGGGACGAGGGGGGUCUGCCAUGAAUGAUCUUGUAGAUAUUUUUGCACCGGCCCCCGCCAAGCCCUCAAGUGCCCACCCCUGGGACUUGGCAGCUGGUGACAUCCACGCCGUGCCCGCUGCCGCUGGCCCACUGAGGGCCGACCCCUGGGACUCUCUGGAGGCCAGCUCAGCAAGAGGCGCAGGCAGCUCUUGGUUGGGGCCGUCAGCCAGUGCUGGUCGACCACAGCAGCCUUGGGAUCGCAGAGCUAGCCCCGCAGACCCAUGGGAUACCCCCAGGUCCAGCCUCACAGGCCAGGCGUGGUCGACCCCUAUCCAUAAAGGCUCUGCAGGAGUGGACCUUUUUACAACUCCUGCAGAAACUCAAAGGCCUCCCGGUGUGUUCAAGCACUCCUCCCCCAGGGCUGGCAGUCCCUAUGAUGGAGAUCUUUUUGACGAGGCCAUGGACGGAGGACAGGUGAAUAUGAACGGGCAUGGCGGGGGCAGUCCUGAGCCCUUUGAUAUGUCUCGCCUGGGAGAGAGCUUGGCUGACCCGAAGCUCAGAGCAUGUCACACACCCGAGGCUUUCCUUGGUCCGGCAGCCGCGUCGCUGGUCAACCUGGACUCUCUGAUUCCCGUCGGCUCUGCCCCUAAGACAUUGAACCCAUUCCUGACAGGGCCAAGCACCCCUGCACCCUCAAAUCCAUUCCAAAGUGAGCAGCCCCGCCUCACUCUGAACCAGAUGCGCCCCAGCUCCACCUCUCCAGUGCCCCAGUCCGGCUCGCUCCCCUACAGUGCCUCCCUGCCCCUGCCCUCCAACCAGCAGCCCUCCUCGCUGCCCUCCUCCCUCACCCAGCCUGCGGCUGCGGCCGGACUCUUGGACCUGCCCGGAAACCUGCCCCAGCCGCUGCUGCCCCUCUCUUCCGCGAACGCGCUUGGACCUCCUGGAGCGGACCAGCAAAACCAGAACCCUUUCCUCUGAGGCGUUCUCCUGGGCCUUACAAGGGAGAGCUGUUCUAGGUUAUGAUUUUCCAGAUGCUCAGUUGGCCCUGGUGGGGAAAAACAGUUGUAGUUUUUUUUGUUUUGUUUUUGUUUUCCCUAAAUGUUGAUAGACCUGUAGACUCAACUGGAACUAAAGUCAGUAUUGAAAGCUCUGUUUAAUAACCUUGAGUUUUAUAUGGGCUUAACUACCUUCACUUCCUUUGCUCUUUACUGGUAUCACUUGUCAGCCAGUGUGCUCUGUAUGUGACAGACCCAGCGGGAGGAGAGGGAACAGAGACACAAACAAACACUAUUCAGAUGCAAACGGGGAUGGAAGAGACACGUCAGUUGUCAUUGGAGUGAAGUCCUAAUGAAGACGUUUUCUUGCAAGAUAUUUUUAAUACUUCCUUUGAUGCCACAAGAGAAUUUAUUCACACAAUGCUUCACACAGCUGAUUCACUGAAGGCCCGUGCACUGUGCUGUCCUGAUCCAGUACUGAAUGUACACCGCGUGUCUUUGCUUAUUCCACCACACACCCCACCCCACCCCACCCCUGCCCCACAGAUCUAGAAUGCCUCUGGAUUGUCUGCACUGACUGGGCCGUUUCUCCUGUGACACCCUUAGGGAUAACUAGCGCCUGAGAACAAAACGGCAAGGGAGACGAGCCAAAAAAAAACAUCUAGACAAUAAGGCCCAGCUAGUUAAAUAAAAGCAACUUGAGUAAUGCUGAAGAAUUGCUAUAGGAGAGAGGGAGUUUAAGCGUAUUGAUUUGUGUGUGUGUGCGUGUGCGUUGCUGGGAGAGGAGGUGUGGGGAAUAUGACACAGUAUGAACACUGAACUUUUCAGGGAAUGAAGCUACUGCAGAACCAUCAUGCUAACGGAAUGUAAGAAAAGUGAGAAUGUGUUGCUUUAUGAAACAUUGCUCUUGAAAUAUAAGGAUUCAGUUAACAACUCAA
Clupea harengus (Atlantic herring) is the source of this 2591-nucleotide messenger RNA. It is a transcript of the gene epn3a, whose product is annotated as epsin 3a. Gene Ontology annotation, cellular component: clathrin vesicle coat; plasma membrane; endosome. The transcript has 10 exons. The record is from RefSeq and is a predicted model, not a curated record. Gene Ontology annotation, molecular function: clathrin binding; phospholipid binding. The coding region runs from base 206 to 1636 and encodes 476 amino acids. Lineage: Eukaryota; Metazoa; Chordata; Actinopteri; Clupeiformes; Clupeidae. Gene Ontology annotation, biological process: endocytosis.